Molecule: messenger RNA, 1012 nt
Organism: Hevea brasiliensis (rubber tree)
Lineage: Eukaryota; Viridiplantae; Streptophyta; Magnoliopsida; Malpighiales; Euphorbiaceae
Product: GCN5-related N-acetyltransferase 10, chloroplastic
Exons: 4
Coding region: 69-902 (277 amino acids)
Biological process (GO): mitotic sister chromatid cohesion
Cellular component (GO): cytoplasm; NatA complex
Molecular function (GO): N-acetyltransferase activity
Source: RefSeq, a predicted model, not a curated record
UCUGCCACUUUCAUUUUCCUUCGUUUUAGAUUUUACAGAUUUUAUUUUUCUUCUGUCGAUGAACAAAAAUGGCUGAUCUGCUACCCUGUAAUUUGAAUAUCUCUAAAGGUAUCAGCACAGAAUCUCCGUAUACACGUAGAGGUGGCAGACUUAAUCAUGGAAGAAAAAUUAGUGGGCAGAAAGGAUCUGUGCUUAGUAACAAGGGAUGCGUGGUGCAGUGCUGUAGUGCUUCUUCAACCUCAGCUUCAUCAGCUGCUAAGCAAUUUUUGGUCAACGACAGAACAAGCUUUCAAGAUAGAGAAGAGCAAUUGGAGAAUUUGGUGAGUGAGCAUGGAUGGAGAGCGAGGAGGUUGGCUAAUGAUGGAUAUGAAAUGAAAGAAGUAGCUCAAAUUCAAGCUGAAGCUUUCCAUACUCCUGUGGCUAUCUUUGAUGAUUUGUUCUUCCAAUUCUUUAAGGCUGAAGUGCUUUCUGGGCUUCUUUACAAACUUAGGAACUCACCUCCGGACAGAUAUGCAUGUUUGGUAGCUGAACCUGCAGCUGAUUCCUCCAAGUCUCAAAGGGAAAAACUAGUUGGCAUUGUGGAUGUCACAGCAUCGAGAGAUGAAUCUGUUAUGCAACAUCUCAGGGGAGCAGAAGAGUACCUUUAUGUUUCUGGGAUAGCUGUUUCCAAAACUUUCAGGAGGCAGAAAAUAGGGAGUGUACUGCUAAAAGCCUGCGAUGUGCUUUCCACUUUGUGGGGUUUCAAGUAUCUCGUCCUCCGAGCAUUUGAAGAUGAUGUGGGUGCUCGUAGAUUGUAUACAAAAGCAGGAUACAAAGUCGUCUCAAUUGAUCCUCAAUGGAUGACUUGGAUAGGAAGAAAACGACGUGUUCUUAUGAUCAAACAGUCUAAUUUGCUUGAUUAACAUUCUAGUUUUUCAAUCACAUUUGUAAUCUGGGCAUGCAAAUAAAGAGUGUGCUUAUUUGUAGAGCAUGUAAAAUUAUUUACCGCAAUAGCUUUUCUUUGAAGUUCAAA